CUAAGACCGCGCACGCGCACUGGGACUUAAGUGGUGUUGCUUGGAGACGAUAAUUUUUUCCUGAAAAAAUGGAACCUUGGAGCUGCCCCUUUGGGUCGUUGUGGCGAGACUAGGUUUGCUUAUCUGUGACAGCCAAUAUUGAGUUCCGGAGGCGGUGAAAAGCCAAGGAGGAGGAAAGGUACCCCUGAGGCGGUUGGUUUCUGCCAUGAAGAGGAUUUUUGGCUUCGGAAGUAAGGGCCGUUCGCCUUUGGGCUCCUCCAGCAACCUGCGAAGGAACUGCGUGGGCUUUGGGCUUGAGAAUGCCAGUAGUCUGAACUCGCCCAGGUACCACAUCCGAGACAAGGAUACAGGAAAGAUCCACAAGGCUGCAAGCAUGGGCAAUGUAGCCAAAGUGCAGCAUCUCCUUAUUCUUGGGGAAAAUGGCGUGAAUGAUAAAGACAAGAAGAACAGGACUGCUCUACACUUUGCCUGUGCCUAUGGUCAUCCAGAAGUGGUGACUCUUCUGGUAGAGAGGAAAUGCAACAUUGACAUCUGUGACAGUGACGGCAGCACAGCACUAAUUAAGGCCGUACAGUGCCAGGAAGAGGAAUGUGCAACUAUUCUGUUAGAACAUGGCGCUGAUCCAAAUGUCAAGGACUCCAGUGGCAAUACAGCUCUCCACUAUGCUGUUUAUAUUGAGAACACAUCAAUAGCAGUAAAACUACUUUUGCACAAUGCAAAUACUGAAGCCCAAAACAAGGAUGGCCACACACCACUUUUACUUGCUCUAAGAGAAAACAAACAACAGAUGGCAGAAGUUUUAGUAAAUAAAAAAGCAAAUAUACAUGCAGUUGAUGAGCUAGAAAGGCAAGUAAUUUUUGAAUAUGACGAAAAGAGACUUAAACAUUCUCAAAUUAACAAUUCAGUGCUAGAGAUCGAACCCAGAGCGUCAGCAUCAUGCAUUCUAGUGGAUGAGAGUUCUGAAGAUGAGUCUUUAACCAGGCUUUCUAACAAACCUGGUCCUGGUGAUCCCUGGCCUACAUCAGAUGAGGAAGACUCUAAUUUUGAUACCAAGAAUUUCCCAAAAGUGAACUUAACAGAGCUAUGGACUACUACUCAACAAUUCAAGAAAAAUCGAGCAAAAUAUGAUAUUUUGAAACCAGAAAAUAGAACCUUGUUUGAUAGCAGUGAUUCUGAUAGUCAAAAUGAAGACAUGGAUGAAACCCUUCCUAAAACAUCGGUUAAACAGAGUUUUUCAGGUCCUUCCAUUUUGUCAUCUGACCCAAAUGAAGGGGCAACAAAGCCAAUAAUUGGAAAAGAAGAAAAUGGUACUAAAAGUGCUUCGCAAGAUCAAACAAAUAAUGGGAAUUUGACUUAUGUUGAUGCAGGACACAAAAAGAGUAAAAGUGAUCUGAUGUCUGCAUUAGGAUUAGGAGAAGAGGAAGAGGAAGAAUCACCAUGGGAUUCUGAGAGUAUCUCUGAGAGGCUUCCACAAAAGGGUGUUAGUCAUUUAUCUGGGGCUGUGCAUGAAAGAGGAAACAAUAUCAAUGGACAAGUCGAAGAUAUGAUUUAUAUACCAUCUUGCAUGAGUGGAUCAAGAAACUUUAAGAUGGCUAAACUAGAGAAAACAAGAAAUGUAGGCAUACCAGUAGCCAACAUGGAAUCUCCUGAGAAAUAUCCUCAAUUAAAGACUACCAGUGAAAUGAAAGAUUCUCUUCUGAGCAAAGCAAUAGGAAUGAAGGAUGUACAAACAUUCAAAUCAGAACCAAACUUAGAAGUAACAUCAGAAGAAGAGCAAAAAAGGCUUGAUGGCAGUGAAAAUAACCAGUCACAGGUGGAAGAAAAAAGGAAGGAGCACAAAGGUAAUGAAAUGGAAGUAUCAGAAACCCUAUCUGAUGGUUUUGCUGCCACAGAUAAUGAUGAUGGACUAAUUCAACAAAGAAAGAAUGAAAAAACUGAUAACCAGAAAUUUCCUAUUGAGGAGAAUAAAAAACAUGAAGGUGAUCCUGCCUUAAAAAAAAGAAAAAAAGAAGUAAAGAAAAAUGAAAAUGAAAAACAUACCUCCAAAGAAUCUGUGACUACACCAGCAUUUGAGAUGGCUGAUUCAUUAACUGGUGGUCUAAUACAAGUAAAGGAUGGUUGCCACUUAAGUGAAAUAGAUCAGGAUGAAGAAAGGCCCAUAAAGAAAGCAUCUAUUGAAAAGGAAAAGGCCCCCCAAAAAAUAAAUGCUAUGGAUGACCUUGAUGACUUAACUCAAUCGUCUGAAACAGCCUCAGAGGAUUAUGAAUUGCUUUACCCUAGUUAUGAGAAUAUGUUGCUGCUAAUUGAACAACUUAGAAUGGAGUAUAAAGAUUCUGUUAGCCUAUUAAAACUUUGGGAUGCAGUUCAUUCAUAUAAAAGAUUAAUAGAACUUAAAAAAAGUCAUUGUGAACUACUUAUAGGAAAAAUUAAAAAAAUGGAAAAUAAGGUUCGUGAACUACAAAAGGAGCUGUCAAGCACAAAAGAAGUGAAAUCACAGUUAGAACAUGAAAAGGUGGAAUGGGAAGGAGAAAUUCACAAUUUGAGAUUUGCCUUAAAAGAAGAAAAGGAAAAGAGAAGAAAUGCUGAUAACGCUUAUGAAAAAAUUAAACAACACUUAAGAAAGAAAGAAGAGCAAUAUAAUAAAGAAGUUGAAGUGAAACAACAACUUGAAAUCUCUCUCAGGACACUAGAGGUGGAGUUAAAGACUGUAAAAAUUAAUUUGAAUCAGGUUUUAGAGGACCGAAAUGACCUCCAGAGGCAGCUUACUCAAGAACAGAAUGCUAGAAUAUUACAAGAUGGGAUUCUGGCAAAUCAUCUUUGCAAACAAAAGGAAAUAGAAAUGGCGCAAAUGAAAAUGAGUUCAGAGGUUUCUAUUAGUCAUGAAAAAGAAAAAAAUUUACUGCAUAAAAGUCACAGUUUGCAGAAAGAAAUCUCCAUGAUAAGACUAGAAAUAGACACAAUAAAAAAUCAGAACCAGGAAAAGGAAAAGAAAUAUCUUGAGGAUGUUGAAAUUGCAAAUGAAAAGAAUGAUAACCUUCAAAAGACAAUAAAACUGAAUGAGGAAACAUUUACAACAACAGUACUCCAAUAUAAUGGACAGCUUAGUAUCCUGACAGCUCAGAAUACAAUGCUAAAUUCUAAACUGGAGAAUGAAAAACAAAACAAGGAAAGACUGGAAAUAGAAGUUGAAUCAUACCGUUCUAGACUGGCUGCUGCUAUCCAUGAUUAUGAUGAAAGUCAGGCAUCAAAAAGAGACCUAGAACUUGCUUUCCAGAGAUCAAGAGAUGAGUGUUUUCGUUUACAGGAUAAGAUGAAUUUCAGUAUAUCUAAUCUAAAAGAUAACAAUGAGAUUCUUUCCCAACAGCUUUCGAAAGCUGAAAGAAAAUUCAAUAGUCUAGAAAUUGAACUCCACCAUACAAAAGAUGCUCUUAGAGAAAAGACUUUGGUUUUAGAACAGGUACAAAGGGACCUAAACCAAACACAGGGCCAAAUGAAGGAAAUUGAAUGUAUGUAUCAAAAUGAACAAUGUAAGGUGAAUAAAUAUGUUGGUAAGCAAGAAUCUUUAGAGGAGAGAUUAUCUCAACUACAAAGUGAAAAUACAUUGCUUCGACAACAAUUAGAUGAUGCUCAAAACAAAGCUGACAAUAAAGAAAAGACAGUAAUUAAUAUCCAAGACCAAUUUCAUGACAUUGUAAAGAAACUUCAAUCUGAGAGUAAAAAACAAAAUCUCAUGCUAGAAGACAGAAAUAAGGAGUUAAUCAAUGAAUGUAAUCAUUUAAAAGAAAGGCUGUAUCAAUAUGAAAAUGAAAAAGCAGAAAGAGAAGCAGUUGUGAGACAACUUCAACAAGAACUGGCUGAUACCCUGAAAAAACAAUCUAUGUCAGAGGCUUCACUAGAAGUUUCAUCACGUUAUCGCAUUAGUUUGGAGGAUGAGACACAGGAUUUAAAGAAAAAACUAGCUCAAAUAAGAAGUCAAUUACAAGAAGCAGAGGAUCAACACACAGAGGCUGCUCAAUGUGUUGAGAAGAUGCAGGAUCACUUACAAAAGCUUGAAAUCCAAAAUUCUAAGUUAAAAGAUACAAUAAAAAAACAAACAGGAAAAAUUGAACAGCUUCAGAAAAACCUGUUAAGUGCAAAUUUGUCUGAAGAUGAUAAGGAACAAUUAAAGAAACUUACAGAAUUAAAACAAUCUCUGGAAUAUACUUUGGAUCAAGAAAAGAAGAAAAAUGGCAAAUUAGAAAAAGAGCUAACUGGGUUUAAGAAACUUUUAAAAAUGACAAAAACAAAGUUAAAUAAGUAUGAAAAUGGGGAGUUUAGUUUCCAUGAAGAUUUAAAAAACAGUUCAUUUGAAAUGGAUAUUCCAAUUAAUAUGCUUAUAUACAAGAUUGAUGAUCUUGCAGCAAAACUGGAGACUGCAUCUUCAAAAUGUCUACAUCUGGAUAAAAAAAAUCAGUUUCUUCAUCAGGAGCUAUUAUCCAUGAAAACUAUGCAAAAAAAAUGUGAAAAACUAGAGAAGAAUAAAAAAAAAUUAGAACAAGAAGUAGUAAACCUUAAAAGUCAUAUAGAAAAGAAGAAUAUGGAAGAACAUGGUCAACUAGAACAGUAUAAACAGGAGAUUGAAGACAGAGCAAGACAGGAUUUAGUGGAAAAAUUAAAACAAGUGAAUCUAUUUUUAAAGACACAAGCAGCAUCUCAGGAAAAUUUGGAACAGUUAAGAGAAAGUAAUAAUGCCUCAAUAAGAAGUCAGAUGGAACUCAGAAUUAAAGACCUGGAAUAUGAACUGUCUAAAAUAAAAACACAAGAAGAUUCUAAUAAAAUAGAACUGGAAAAAUAUAAACAACUCUAUGUAGAAGAAUUUAAAAUUAGAAAAUCAUUACUGAAUAAACUAAACAAGGCUAAUGAAAGACUAGAGGAUGUCAAUACUCAACUUCUUGUGGAAAAACAGAACAGAUCUUUACUCAGCACUGUUAGUCCAAGGCCUGUCGUAGAGUGCUCUUGUGUUGGAAGUCUUAAUAAUAGUUUGGUACUCAACAGAAGUUAUUUUCCAAGAGAAAACUUAGUGGUUCCUACUUCUAACCCAAAGCCUUCAAAUAAGAGCAUGGAGAACUACUUAGCUGAGAUGCAGCAGAAGUUGGAAAAAAGUAUAACUAGAGAACUAAAAGAAGUGGCUAAUGAACUUGAAUCUGGGUCCCUUAGAGCUUCUCCCCUAGGAUCUACUCAUAAGUCAAGUCAAGAUCUACUUUCAGAAGCAUCACAAGAAUAUGUAGAGAUUUUAAAGAAAAAAUACAUGAUCUGAAUGUCAUCUAUUAGACUGUUUAUAUAACAGUUAACAUGGUUUCCCAGACAUGUAUGAUAUGAAAAUUUUGAAGUAAAAUAUUUUUGGCUAUCAUAUAUGUAUGAUGAAAUAAUAUAUAGUACUUUAAGCUGUUUCUUGGCAUCUGUAACUAACUUUUAAAUGGAUUUUGCGAGUGAAAACUAGUGUUAUUGACUUUUGCAUACUCAAAUUCUCAAAAUGCCAGCUAUUUAAACAGUACCCAAACAAUCGUCUUGUCACUAAUACUUUGGUAGAAUGAAAUAUCAUUUUAGUGAUAGCUUAUUUGUACUUUUCAAUUUUUAUUAGUAUAUAUGUCUAUAAAUUUAAACAUCAUUUUGGUAUAAUGAUACUGUAGCCCUUGUCAGUGUUUUUAUGUAGUACAAUAGUUACACUGCCAUCAAACUUAUAUAAUUUUAAUUUUAUUGCAUUAUUUUAUUUUAAGCACUAAUUAAUUGUUCUUUCCUCAUGGAAUUAUUUUAUGCAACUAUAGUAUAACAAUCAAAGUCAGGAGAUUAAAAUUGAUUCAGUAUUAAUAUUUAAUCUACAAAGCUUGUUCAGAUUUUGCCAGAUAUCCCAAUAAUAAGCUGUAUAUAUCCAUUAUUUGUACUUUUUUGCUCAGUGAUGCAAAGCUAUUUAACACGCAAGAGAAUUAAACAAAUAAGUAAAUAUUCUAAGCAUGAAGGGACACAGGUUACUAUCAGAAAAAUUAGCUACAGAGAGUUUAAGGUUGCCGCCACCACUAGAGCAUAUCACCAAUACCAAACAAUAUAAACUUCCUGGAGGGCAAGAAGAGAUAACUGUGACUGUCAUGGAACUGGAAAAAGUGGGCAUGAUAUGACCCACCUGUAGUCCUUUCAACUCCUUAAUGAGACCAGUAAAGAAACUAGAUGAAUCCUGGAGGGUGAUAGUGUACUGUUUUGAGCUCAAUAAAGUGGUUCCCCAAUGUA
Messenger RNA from Marmota monax (woodchuck), 6261 nucleotides. RefSeq names its product ankyrin repeat domain-containing protein 26. Gene Ontology annotation, molecular function: protein binding. Lineage: Eukaryota; Metazoa; Chordata; Mammalia; Rodentia; Sciuridae. Bases 206 to 5296 code for a protein of 1696 amino acids. The transcript is spliced from 35 exons. The record is from RefSeq and is a predicted model, not a curated record.